AAGCGUGUCUCGGGAGAAAGAUCUGUGUUCUGCAGCUCCACACUGAGGCUCAGGCUGCCUGCAGCACUUCUACACUUAACAAACACUCCGACUCGGCUGACAGCUCAGUUCCACCUGCUCUACCGAUCAGCUGAGACACCAGCUCUGAUUUUUGUUUUUUUUCCACAGGAGAAAAAAAAAAUGAAACUUGAAGUUUUCUCCGCGCACCACUUUGCGCAAAAGCCACUGGAGCUGUGCAUGGAGCCAGAAGGGGGGCUUCCCUCUCCUUUGUCCGGGGAUGAGCUCGGCUCAGACGGAGACUGCAUGGCGAACAGCCCGGCACCUGUCACUCAAGGCAGCGAGGGCGGCAAAGGGAAGCCCUACACCCGCAGACCGAAGCCCCCUUACUCCUACAUCGCCCUCAUCGCCAUGGCCAUCCGGGAGUCCAGCAGCGGCCGCCUGACCCUGGCGGAGAUCAACGACUAUCUGAUGAAGAAGUUCCCGUUUUUCCGAGGCAGCUACACGGGCUGGAGGAACUCUGUGCGCCACAACCUGUCACUCAACGACUGCUUCCUCAAAGUGCUCCGGGACCCGUCCAGGCCUUGGGGGAAGGACAACUACUGGAUGCUGAACCCACACAGUGAAUACACCUUUGCUGAUGGGGUCUUCCGGCGCAGGAGGAAGCGCAUCGCCAAGAGGGGCCCUAAAGAGCAAGAGAGCCCAGAGGUGCUUAGUGAGGACACCCGACUCCCCGCCCCUGAGGAGAGAGUGGGGCCCAGGUUCUCCAGCUCCUUCGCCAUCGACAGCAUCCUCAGCAAGCCUUUCAAAAGAAGAGAGGAGUACCACCCUGACGCACAGAACCCAACCCUACGGAUGUACUGGGCCCCCGGGCCCCACACUCUGCCGUACGCAAUGAAUCCGAUCCAGCAUACAUAUGUGUCUGAGGCAGCGUACAGCUGCUCAGAGCCAAGAAGGGAUCCGUACCUGCAGGCAACGGCAGCUGGCAGUGUCGCACCUGAAGGCGCCUUCAAGGUGCCCAGCAGAGCCCGAUGCUUUCACAUAGACUCUCUGCUUUCAUAGAAAAAAACAAAACAGACUGCACCUUGAUGGGGGUUCUCAGCUUCCAGCGCUCCUUUUAUUUAUCUGUGCGGGACUCAUAGUGACCAAACUACUGUAGAGUCAAAAGCAAACGCUUUGUGUUGUCAAAGCAGAUUUGUGUGGUGACAAACUAAUAAGUGUCAUCAGGUUAUGCCUCUGUGUGUGAGAGAGAGUGUGUGGGCGUGCGUUAGUUGUGUUUGUGUUCAUGUAUCCACGGUUCAAUGGUCAUUUCUUUUGUUUCCUAAAAUAUAAAUCUGUCACUUUAUUUAUAUUUUCAUGUUUUGUAUGAACUGCUGUAAUGUAUAAUAUAUUAAAUAUUGACGAAGCUGCAUUGCAUUUAUGAGGCUGCACGAGAAAUGUAAUGGAAACAUGAACAGGUUUCCCAAAGACUGAUUGACUGGAUUGUUGAUUGAUUGAUACAGAUGCAUGUUCGGUAUUUUUAUGAAUAAAAAUCGUGAAACAAUGGGA
Molecule: messenger RNA, 1545 nt
Organism: Cyprinodon tularosa
Lineage: Eukaryota; Metazoa; Chordata; Actinopteri; Cyprinodontiformes; Cyprinodontidae
Product: forkhead box protein Q1-like
Exons: 1
Coding region: 181-1059 (292 amino acids)
Biological process (GO): regulation of transcription by RNA polymerase II; cell differentiation; anatomical structure morphogenesis
Molecular function (GO): RNA polymerase II cis-regulatory region sequence-specific DNA binding; DNA-binding transcription factor activity, RNA polymerase II-specific
Source: RefSeq, a predicted model, not a curated record